Messenger RNA from Diorhabda carinulata, 943 nucleotides. RefSeq lists its product as uncharacterized. The record is from RefSeq and is a predicted model, not a curated record. Gene Ontology annotation, cellular component: extracellular region. Gene Ontology annotation, molecular function: chitin binding. Lineage: Eukaryota; Metazoa; Arthropoda; Insecta; Coleoptera; Chrysomelidae. The coding region runs from base 108 to 713 and encodes 201 amino acids. The transcript has 4 exons.
UAGGAAUACCCCUCUCAACUUAAAUAUCUGUUGUUGUUGAGCGGUACCAACAUCAGUAGCAGUAGUUCGCGAGAUGCCGAUUCUGUAACUUCAUACUUUCUAAACAUAUGACAAUUACUAUGCAUUGGAAACCGUGUUUAGUGCAAACUGUGACACUAAUAUUAGGAUAUUUUAUUAUUAUCGAUGGUUAUGAACAAAAAUCGAGAGUAAAACGACCUAGAGCACCUCCAGCGGAACCCGAAAACGAUGUUGAAAGCGAUUUUGAAGAAAGAAAUAAAGAAUUGAACGCUAAUUAUGUGCCGCCAGGUUUUCUUAGUCCAUCUGUGAUUGAAUAUCUAGAACUAGGAAAAUCUAUACCAGGAAGACCUGGAUCCGAUUAUCCGGUUUUGAGCACCGUCCCUUAUACGAAUUUUUACUGCGACGAUCAGAAAUAUCCCGGUUUUUACGCCGAUCCCGAAACGCGUUGUCAAAGUUGGCACUAUUGCGACAUCGACGGACGUCAAACGAGUUUCUUGUGUCCCAAUGGAACCCAGUUCAGUCAGUUAGUUUUCGUCUGCGAUUGGUGGUUCAACGUUAGAUGCGAUUUGAGCGAAAAGUUAUAUGUCAUCAAUAGUCGUUUAUAUGGUACGCCGAAGCUGGAUCCGACGAGACCUCAUCGAACCAUUACGAAACAAAUAUUAGAAGAUAUUUUUAAUGAUGACGAAGAAACAUAGAUGACGCGACUAGAUGCUGGAAUAUUGUCGGGGUUGGUCAAUAUCGACAGUGUGCGAAACAAAUAAGAACAUUUGAUAUUUUACGAUGAGUUCUUCUAAUAAAUAACUUGUGGUUGUUGUAAUCUUCGAUUAAGAAAGAAAACUGUACCUAAUUUAGAUUUUUUUUUAUAUUUUAAAUUUACCAUCUAUGUGUAGUUGGAUCUUAAUAAAAUAUGAGUUUUUAAGGUAAA